Messenger RNA from Ichthyophthirius multifiliis, 8760 nucleotides. RefSeq lists its product as hypothetical. The record is from RefSeq and is a predicted model, not a curated record. Gene Ontology annotation, molecular function: protein binding. NCBI's taxonomy places the organism in Eukaryota, Ciliophora, Oligohymenophorea, Hymenostomatida. The transcript is spliced from 8 exons.
AUGUCAAUAAUUCCAACAAGAAAAGAAGAUUCGAUACACAUGACAAACUUUACAAACAUAAGUUAUAUAUUAAGAAAAAUUGAGCCUUUAGAAAUAAAUCCUCAAGAAAUAUAUUUUAAAGAUAUUUAAGUAAAUUAGACAUAUGAAAUACCUUUACAAAUUCGUAAUUUAACAAAAAAGCCUCGUAGAAUACGCAUAUUUUAGCCUUAAACAUAAUUUUUUAGGGCAGAUUAUGAAAUAUAAGGAUAAAUACCAGCUGGCUUGGCUGUUCGAGUAAUAGUAACAUUCGAAACAACUAUAUUAGAUAAUUACAAAGAUGAACUAAAAAUAAUAAGUGAAAAUUAAUUCACUAAAACAAUAAAUUUGUUUGCUUAUAAAGCAUGUGCCUUUUUAAUAUAUGAGCCUUUUAUAAAUUUUGGAUUUUGCAAAAUACAAGAGGGGAAAAAAGAAAAGAUUUAUUUCAAAAACGAAGGAAGUUAAAUCGCAAAAGUAGAACUUAAAUCAAACGAUCCUUAAAAUCUAGUAUUGGUUCCUUCCCUUUUUACCAUUAAACCAUCAAAAGAAAUGGCUAUUAAUGCUAUAUAUACGCCUUAAGAAGCUGGUCUUUAUCGGGGAAUAAUAGAAGUGAAUAGUGAUGCAGAAUGUUUAUAGAAAUAAAUUGAAAUAAAUGCUACUUGUGUAGAAUUUAAGCAGUUUAUUACAGAUGAGAAGGGUAUUGAGAGUAGUUAAUUAGAUUUGGGGACUUUUUAUUUUGGUUAGGCUUUAAAAACAACAUGCUUUUUGGUCAAUAAUACACCACAGAGGAUGAAAUUUACGAGCAGUUUUCGAAGUGGAAUAAUUUAUUCUGGCGAUGAUAAUAAUUCUUUGCUAACUCCACAUUAGAUUGGAAAAGAAUUGACUGAAAAAAUACUUAGUGUUGAACCUUGUGAGGGAUUUGUGGAUGAAUAUUCAUAAAUUAAACUUAUUAUUACAUUUUAAGCUUAGGUUUUACCGAAAAAUAAAUUUUGGAGUUAAUCAUAUGCUAUUUCUGGGGAUGACAUGUUACCAGAAGUUGAAGAUUAUGCUUAUUCGGCUGUUUUUUAGUAUGAAAAUUGUAAUUUAUAGCCUACCAUUUUACAUCUUACAGGUAGAGGAAUCUGCCCUACGGUUAAAAUUGAAAAAAGUCUCAUUUAGUUUGGCAUUUGUCCUGUUAAUGAAUAUAGAGAUGUUCAGUUUUAUGUUUAGAAUAAAAAUAAAGUACUACCUGUUGAUAUUUAAUUUAAAAAAAUUCCUUAUUUCGAAGUCUUGCCUGGAUAAUGUGUUUUGUAAGGAUCUGAAAAUCAAACUUUUAUAGGGAGAUUCACACCUAAAGCUAUUGGAAAAUUCGAUAGAUUUUUUGAUGUUUUUUUGAUUGGGGGAGCUUAUUAAUUAUAAAUCAAAGUUAAGGGAAGAGCAAUUAGUAUUUCAAAUAAAAAAUAAAUUAAAAGAGGACAUGAAAAUGUUUUUCCUGAAAGUUUUUAAAAAGAAAUUUAACUAGUUAAUGAUAAUGAUUUUAUUUAAUAAAAUCUAAGAAUAAAAUAGUAACAAUAAUAAUAGUAAUAGUAAUAAAAUCUUAAUUAAGAUUCUAGUUCUGAUGAAGAUUUAGAUAUAAAAGCUAAAUUUAAAAAGGCUCCAAUUGAUUUCGCAUAUGAAGUUGGCAUGGUUGAAAAUAGAAUAGAUUCUCCUUAAUUAUAACUUCCAGUUGUGGAUGAAUAAUUAUAUGUAAAUAAACCUAUUGGAAAAUAUUUACCUCUUAAAAAAUUCGAAGAUUAAACUAUAUUUAAUCCAGAUCCUAAUUAAAGUUUGAAAAAAAGAUGGCCUUCAAAACCUUAGAAUCACAAAGAAAUUAGAGAAAUAAGUAAAUAUUUAGAUGGAAGUGAAUUGUAGAAAAUAUAUGCAGGACCUGUUUAUAUUUAAUUUGAUGCUGUUUAUGUAAAUUCUACUAUUUAAAAAACAUUUUUUAUAAAAAAUGAUUUAAGAACUUCUAUUUCAGUUAGAUUAUAAUCGGAUUAGUAAGAAUUAAAAAAGACAAGUUAAAAAAUGUAGAUAAUUCCUCCGAAUUAAAUAGGUGGUUUUGAUAUAAUAUUAGAAAGUUAAAUUCUGGGUUAAUUUAAAAGCAAUAUAAAAUACAUAAUAAACGAAUCACAUGUAUUUGAAUUUUAAAUACUAGCUGAUAUUUAAAUGGUUAAAUUAGAUUUAUCAAAAAAUAAUAUCAAAUUUUAAUUUUAUGAUGAUAACCAUGAAAUGAUAACAAAAGAAAGCAUAAAGCUUUGUAAUAAUGGAAAUGCAAGUGCUAAAUUUGAAUUUUUAGCAAACUAAAGUAAAAUAUUCACAGUAGAACCCGAAAAAGGAGAAGUUGAGGCUCACGGAAGUAUUAAUGUAAAUGUUAUUUACCAUCCUAGCCAAAAUAAUACGCAUAGUCAUGAAAUAAUAAGGUAGGAAGAAGAAAAAUUGACUCUCAAAGUAAAAGACGGGUUGGAUACUUUUAUAAAAUGUUAAGGAAUAGUCUAGGAUGCCAAAUGCGUAAUAUAAAAAGGAAAUAAUUUAGACUUAAAAUAAGUAUGUGUUGCAAAAGAAGAAAUACGAACUUUCAACAUAAAAAAUUAGAGCAGAAACUAAGCCGUUUUCUAUAUUUAGAAUUUACCUGAAUUUGUACAGGUUUUACCUGUUAAAGGAAGAAUUGGCCCAGAAGAAAGUAAAGAAAUUUAAGUAAAAUUCGUUUGUUUUGAAGAAAAAAAUAUAAAGGAUGAUAUUAUAAUAUGCAUUAGGGGAGGAAAAAUACUAAAAGUCCCUUUCAAAGUAGAAUGUAUAAUCCCUGAAGUAAGUAUUUUUGAAAAGGAGAUUAAUUUUGGAAACGUGACUACUUUAGGCAGCCCUUCGGUAUUGAAAAUGACACUUAUUAAUAAUUCAAAUAUUGCAGUAGAUUUAUAAUUUGAUAUGAGAUCGAAAGAAGAAAAUCCAAAUGCUGAAUUAGGUAUUGAAUGCUUAGAAAUAAAUCUAGAAAAUCAAGAAGAUGAAUCAGCUAUCACCUCAGUUCAUGAAGAUUAGGAAAACGAGAAUUUAUAAUAAAGUGAAUAAAAAGAUGAAGAUGAUGAAGAUUAAGAAUAAAAUGGGCCGAUGAAUAAUAAUGAAAAUUUAUCAGAAUACGAUAGUUCGGAUGGAGAAAAUUAAUAAAAGAAAAAAAGCAAAAUUUAUAAUUUAAAUCUUUUACCAAAUAAAUAAAUGAGCUUUUUAUUAAAAUUUGCUCCUAAGGAAGUUCUUUAAUAUAAUUUUAAAAUACCUAUUCGUAUUUUUAAAUUCGGAACUAUUCCUAAUUUGGAAAGAUAUGUUUUAUGUAGAGGAUUAUAUCCUAAAUUUUUAGUAGAUCCUUAAGUAUGUGAAUUUAAAAAAAAAAUUAUUACAACUCCUGAUAAAUGUUUUGCUGAUGAAAUAGAAAUAAAUUUAAACAAUCCUGGAAGGUAAAAUAUCUAAUGGAGAAUAGAUAUUAGUAAAAUUGGUUAAGAAAAAAUCUUUAAUAUUGAACCUAAUUCUGGUAUUGUUGAAGCUAAUCAAGUUUAAAUUAUUAAAGCUUAUUUUAACCCUUAUGCACCUGACAAAUAUAAUAUUUAUUUGCCUUUGUUUAUUGAAAAUGAUGAUGAAAUUUCUAAUUAGGUUCCUUAUGUCGAAAUUGAAUUAAAAGGAGAAUCUUCCUUUCCAAGACUUCUUUUUGAUAGAAAAGAAAUUAUUUUACCUGUUGUACCUUUAGAAAUAAAUUCAAAGUGCAUAUUUAGAAUAAUAAAUGAUGGAUAUGAUAACAUAAAUUUGAAAUAUAAAAUAAUAUAAGAUAUUUAAGCAUUGAAUAUAUAAAUUAACUGGAUUGAAGGAAAGAAUUUAGGAAUAAGUAAAUAACGUAUAAAAGUAGAGGUUGUAUUUUCAUCCAAAAAGCCCAUUUCAUUCAGUACAAGGAUUGAAUUUAAUGAUGAUUAGGAAAAUGUAUACCCGAUAAUAAUAUCAGGGACAUCUGACAAUUGCUUAUUUUCGAAUUAUGGGUAUUUCUAGAGGUCAUAUGGGGAUUAUAAAUUAAAAUUAAAAGACGGAAACGGUAAUAUUAUAGUCCAAGAAGAAGAGGACGAUUUAAUUUCUUAAGAUGGUUAAUAAAAUAGAAACAAAAGAAAAUUAGGAACUUCCGUUUAAAGUUAUUCUUCUACAAAAAGUUAAGCACAAGCACUAGGAUAUUAUCCUAUUCCAAAAGUUUUAUUAGAUAAAAGUAUUGAAUAUAUAACAAGAUGGUUAAAUUAUAAUAUUUUACAAAGCCCAAUAAAGAAAUUUCCUUCUUGUAUUAUAGAACAUAAUGGUUCUUAAAUAUUUGAAUUAAUAUUUUUUUUAACAGGAAACAAUUAAUGUUAAUCAUUGAAAGCAAAUAUAAAUUCAUUACUUCCUAAAAAUGAAUAAAUAUAAAAAAUAUACAAAUAAUAUGACGAUUUGUUAAGAUUUUUAAAAAAAGAAGGAGCUUUCCUUAACCAUAUUAGACCAGAGUAUUUACUCAGUUAUAGAGAUUAUGUUAUUUUUAUUAAAUUUUUACCUAGUUAAUUAAUUAGUACAGUUUCUUAAAGUGGUAUUAUGCUUAGUUAAAACACUUUUCUUUAUUUGUAAAUUGAUGCUUGGAUUACUGUUUUUUAUUAGAUUCUUAAAAUCUAUUUCCUUAAUAGGGUCAAUACUAAAAAUUUUAAAUUGAUUUAAGGAAUUCCUUCUGACAAACUAACUAUUCCAGAUUAUAUCUAAAAUUCUAAUGCUCUUUCUACUUCAGAAUCUCUUGUUAUUUAUUGGAUUGAAUGCAUUUUUUAAAGGAAAAAUAAUACUCGUCUUAUUAAUUUAGAACAAGAUUUAAAAGACGGGAUUUUUAUGUAAGCUUUAUUAGUGAAUUAUUUAGGAAAAGUAGCAUAAAAUGCAUUGAUUGAAUUGAAAAAAGAUUGUUUUUCUUAUCAGGAUUGUAAUUCUAAUUGUGAAAAAAUAGUAGAAGCUAUUUAAAAAAUAGGAAUUAAUUCAUAUAUAAAACCAUAAGAUUUGUCAAGUCCUUUAAUGAGAGAAUUAAUGCUAUUUUGUUUAUAAAUGAUGCAUUCUUUACCACAUUAUAUUCCUAAAAUAAAUCCUAUUAUUUUUUCAUGCGUUUUAGGAGAAGAAGUUAUAAGAAAUAUUAUUUUAUCAAAUCCCACAAAUAGAAUAAUUUCUUAUUAAGUAAGAAUGGAAGGAAGUAAUCAUUUCAAAAUGGAGUCAGAUGAAAAUUUCGCAAUAGAACCUAAAAGUACAGCUAGUUUCAAAGUUAAAUUUACAUCUAAGGUGAGUGAUGUGGUAACAGGUAGAAUAUUCUUUAAUAAUAAAAAGUAAAGUAAUGUUUAAGCAGCAGCUCUUGUAUUUGAUUUAAAAUCUUAAAUAACUUCUAGAGUAUCUGAAAAAAUAUUGGAAUUUUAAUCAUAUUUAUAUGAAGUAGAAGAGAUAUAAAUUCCAAUAACAAACAAAUAUGAUAAUGAUGGAAAAUUUUAAGUUAUUAUAAUGCAAGUAAAACCCUAAGAAGAGCAAUAAGAAAAUUAUAAAAAAAAAAGAUAAAAAUAGUAAAAAGAAAAACCAAAAUAAUAGUAAGAAUAAAAAAAUUAAUAAGAAGAAAUAUUUCCUUCAUUUUUCUGUAGAUAAUAUAUAUCCAAAAAAAUGAAUAUAAGUAAAGGCUCAACGAUAAAUCUUUCAUUAGUUACUAUCCCUUUAGUUAUGAAAACUUAAAGAUGCUUUAUUAUUUUUAAAGAUCCUGAUUUAGGAGAAUUUUAAUAUGAAAUAAUUGUUAAAGUUAAUCUUCCAUUAAUUAAUUAAGAUAUUCUUAAGAUAUAAAAAAAUAUUUUUGUAGAUGAGGCUUAAAAUCUACACGUUUAAAUAACAAAUUAAAACGAAUAAAUGAAAAAGGCAAGAAAAUUAAUUGAAUAAUUACUUUAGGAACGAAAUAAAGAAAAAUUUAUUCCUAAUUAAAAAAAUAUUUCAUUUAAAACUAACGAAAAAAUUGCUUUUCCUGGAGGAAAUCCUGAAAUUACUACUUAUAAUGUUUGUUUAAAUCCUAUUGUCACUUUUCUUUAGGUUCCUUAAAAGUUUUAGAUAAAAAAUAUUUAUGUUUAAGCAAGAAGUUCUUUGACGGAGAAGAAUUUAUUAUUAAAAAGAAAUAAAGAAAAAUAAUAAAAUCCAGAAGAAGAAUCAUAGGCUCUAGUUUAUUAUAAUUAAUUCCCUUUAAAUUUUCUUUUUAAAAAUGCCGUAAAAGAUUAUUAGCUUGAAUUGAUAUUCUAAAAUGAGGAAAAAACAGAUAUUAGGCGUUAUAAAUUAGAAUUUACUAGUAUUCCAAAGCCAAUAUAAGCAACUUUAGAAUUCAGAGUACCUGCCAGAAUGUCAGGAACUCAAGAAAUUCCAAUAGUAAAUAAUACAGAAAAAGAUUGGAUAAUAAAAGUGCAAUUUUAAAAGGAUAAAUAUGAAAACUCGCAUCUUUUUUCAUGUCCACCUUCAUUUAAUAAAGAAUUUAUAGUCAAAAAGAAAUCUUAAGGAUCUUUUCCAAUAACUUUUUCUCCUAAAUGGAUCUAGGAUGGAGAAUGUAAAUUAAUAUUAACAAAUACUUUCACAAAUGAACUUUACGAAUAUUAAAUCAAAGGAUUUGGUGAAGAGCCUGUUUCGGAAGGACAUAUAGUAGUAAAUUGUACUGUAAGAGAAACCUAUAUGUAAGAAAUAAUUGUAUAAAAUCCCUUUUUAGAUCAGGAUGUGUAAUUUUAAGUUGAAACAGAUUUGCUUUAUGCGAAAGGUGAUCCUUUUUUGAAAAUAAAAAGUGGUUAAAAAAGUACUUAUAAGCUUUCUUUUUGCCCUAUUCUUUCUGGAUAAUAUACCGGAUCAAUUACUUUUAUAUCUAAGGAUGGAAGCUAUUUAUGGUAUACAAUUUUAGUCAAUACAUAAAGUUAAUAAGCAGAUAGUAUUAUUGAUAUGAAUACUUUUAUAAGACAAUAAUGUAAUUUUGAGAUUCUUUUAGAAAACCCUUUAGAUAAGGAAGUAAUAUUUGAUGUAGUUAUAAAAGGAGGAAAUUGUUUAAUAGGAGAUCCAACAUUUAUCUUAUAUGCAAAAGAAAGUGCUUGCUAUACUCUUACUUUUAGUCCAAUUUUUGUUGGGAAAGAAAAAGCUUCAAUUAUGUUUUCAAAUGCUUUAUUAGGUGAAAAAUGGUUCGAAUUAAAUUUAAUUAGUGAAGAUGUUUUGCCUGUUAAACUUCCAAUAUUAAAGACUGAAUUAGGUAAAUUCUCUACACAUAAGUUAGAGCUUGAAAAUCCGACUUUAAAUCAAGUUAAAGCCUUCGUUAAAUGCUCUAAUUUAGAUAAUUUCGAAAUUUUCCCAAAAGAUAUUAUCCUUUAACCUUUAAAGGUUACUACUGUGUAUUUGAACCAUUAUCCUUCAAGUUUAGAAUAAGUUGAGUAAGCAGAUAUUACUAUUUAUACAUAAGAAAUAGGUAAGUGGAUUUAUUUAGCUAGUGGAAGUGGUGUUUAACCUUAAGUUUUUGAAAAAAAAAAAAUAUAAAUAAAUAUUAAUAAAGACUAUACUUCUACUAUUAAUUUUAAAAAUCCUUUCAAAUAAUAAAUUACUGUAUAAGUUUAUAUGGAAAAAUCAGGAUUUAAUAAGCACGCUUUUAAAUUACUAUUUGUUGGUAAAAAAUAGUUUCUCAAGAAUAAUUAAGAUGAUGAGGAAUGUUACCAAUUCACAAUAUCUGCUUAAGAAACAUUAUCUAUUCCAUUUUCAUUUAUUCCAACUCAAAUAAUGCAAUAUCAUGCAUUAAUUGUAGUCUCUUUUAAUGAUAAAAUAUUCUGGAAAUAUCCACUAGAAGGAUCAACAUAAUGCAAUUAACAAUUAGUUAUAUAAUCAUUUAAAACAAAAUGUAGAGAAAUUAUUGACGAAGAAUUUACAGUAAAUCUUCCAGGAAUUAUAAAUAUAAAUGAUAAUUAAAAUAAUGAAAAUAAUAAUGAUACAUUUACAUUUGAACUUAAAGGAAUAGAAAAUGAAUAUUAAAGUUUAGUAUAGAAAUGCUUAUAGAUUAAAAUUACGAAAAAUCAUCUUAAUUCUCCAAAUGAUUCACUUGAAUUUUCUACCAAGUUUAAUCCUCUAAAACCCUUUAAAACACGAUUAGAAUUUCAUAUAAUACGCAUUUAAGGUGGAAGAUGGCGUUAUUUCCUAGAUUUGGAAGCAACAGAACCUGAUUUUGACGAUACUAUUAUUAUUAGUUCAGAAUUGAAUAAAACUACUAGUGUUUCUUUCAAACUUACUAAUAAAGCGAAAUAAUUUACUCCUUUUAUAGCUGAUUUCACUCCUGACUCUGAUACUUAAUUUACUGUUUUUCCUAAAUAGGGAGUUUUGGAAGGAUAUGGAAGAGAAGGUACUAAUUUUAUUGUUUCAUUUACACCUAUUGAAUAUGGAAAUUUUAAAAAUGCUAAACUUAUUAUUUAAACAGAGGAUAUGUAUUGGUCUUAUAUUAUUAAAGGAAAAUUACCUAAAUAUUAACCUCCAUAAGCUGAUAUAAGUAUUAUUGAUAAUAAAUUAGAAUCCCGUUUGGAUAAUAGAAUUUUAUAAAAUUAUAAUUCGAAGAACUAUAUGCUAAAUAAUAUAAAAAAGACCAAAUAAAUUAAUAUUAGUCAUAAUAAUGAAGAUUAAUCAACCAAUUUAAUUUCUUCUAUAAAUAUUAGUAAUAGCUAUUUAGUAAAUAAAUGA